AUGCAGACUCGAAUUACAUAUCAUGGUGGUCACAGUGUUGAAAAAAAAAGACAUUCCUUGAAGGGAAUUAACCUUAUUUCCUUAGUGAGAUGAAUAAGAGAAGGAGCAACCAAUGUUGGCUAAUUAGCCAGACUUCAAUUGGGUGAAAGAAAAGAAAAUGUCGAUUUUCAUAAGUCACAAGCUCAGAGUAUCGAUCGGCUUAAGACUAAAGUAAGGUUCUUAGCCACCCAAAAUGAUCCCUCUGAAUCUCUAAUUCUACUGACCCUUGAUGAGCUCGCAAGUCUUGCAAGAUCUUACAGACAUGGAGAUCGGGAUAUUUUGGAGGAACUUGCCAGGCAGGCAUCCAGACAUCAGGGGGAAAUCAACUUGCCAACUUUGUGUCUUUCGGUUUUGGGAGGAUCUGCUGACGAUAAGGUCUCAAAAGCUUUGGCAAAGUGCAUAAAGGAAAAUAUUUAA
Messenger RNA from Patella vulgata (common limpet), 456 nucleotides. RefSeq lists its product as uncharacterized. The transcript is spliced from 4 exons. Lineage: Eukaryota; Metazoa; Mollusca; Gastropoda; Patellidae. The record is from RefSeq and is a predicted model, not a curated record.